Messenger RNA from Moneuplotes crassus, 906 nucleotides. The record is from the annotation of a GenBank genome assembly. Lineage: Eukaryota; Ciliophora; Spirotrichea; Euplotida; Euplotidae.
AGAGUAAAUAAUAAAUAAUAAAUUCUUGAUAACGAAAAUGAUUAGUAGCAGCCAUCUACUUAACCAUAAAUAUGGACAACUUUCCUCUAUCGGUUUGAGCAUAUGUGAUUUACAAAACCUAGCUGAAAUCAUGCAGGACUCUUAUACGUCAAAGCUAAAGUCUAUUGAAGAGAGUCAAGAAGAGGUAUAUAAAUACCAAAAUACCGAACAAAUAGGAGACUUAGUAAAUAUUGCCGGAAUACCUGCUUAUGCUGUGGCCUAUAACAUAUCUCCUCAAAAUGCUGAUUACUACAAUAUGGGAGGAUUUGAAAAUUAUUCACAAGGACAGUUCACGAGUUAUCAGGCUCCUAACCAAGUUUAUGUUAUGAAUAAUAUACUACCAAGUUUCUACAACAGUCAGCAUAUCUCAGACCAUGAAAUACCAGAAUCGACGAAUUGUUCCAAAAAGACUGCUGUUGCUACUUCUGAUGACCACAAAGCCGGAGCUUUACCAAAAACUGGAGUAAUUUCAGGGACCAAAAUCAGUUUACUCCGAAAAGUUUUAGAAGGCAUCCACGACGAUCACCAAAUCCUGAUUACAUCUAAGCCAAAGAAUAAAUCGAACAAAAUCAGGAAAUCAAACCGUCACUCCAGUUACAGAGGAGUCUCUUUGAAUGGGAAAAAGUGGCAAGUCAUGAUCAUGGGUCCAAUGAAGAAGAAAUAUUUCGGAGGAAUUACUACAGAAAGAGAAGCUGCUGUUUUCUACGAUAAACUCUCCAUCUUGACAAAUGGUCUAGCUGCCAAGACCAACUUUAACUACAGAAAAUCAGACUUGAUUAAAAUGAUGGCAGAAUUAGAGUACAUGGAAUCUCAGCUUUCCUAAGUUUAUCGGAGGCUGCAGAGACUAUGUAAUAUUGGCUUACACGC